CUUCGUAACUUAAAGAGCUACCUUUCUAUCCAUUUAUUCCGGUUAUUUCAUGUGGCUUUGCUACACUACAGAAACUCGUUUUUAAUUACUUAAAUAUAAACAUGUUUAAAAAAUUCGAUGAUAAAGAGAAUGUUGGAAACACAAACAUUGCUAAAUCAUCAGUUCAAAAGGGCAUUCGGAACCAGAUUUUAGAUCAGUUUCAACACAUUGAAGAUUAUUUGGAUCAGAUUAUGCCCAAAAAGGAGCCAUUGAAACUUGUUAAAUGUACAGAACACAUUGAGCUGUUAAGUAAUCAAGCUGGAGAGGUUCUUUUCUUUCGUCAGCGUGAAGGGCCAUUGUAUCCCUCACUAAGACUUCUACAUAAGUAUCCUUUUAUCCUGCCGCAUAUGCAAGUUGACAAAGGAGCUAUUCGAUUUGUUUUAAGUGGUGCCAACAUCAUGUGUCCAGGCUUAACUUCACCGGGGGCUCGUAUGACCAAUGUUGAUAAAGAUCAGAUUGUUGCUAUUAUGGCUGAGGGUAAACAACAUGCUUUGGCGGUAGGUCUGACCAAAAUGCCCACAGAAGAGAUAUUAUCUAAAAACAAAGGAGUCGGUGUCGACAACAUACACUUCUUAAAUGAUGGACUCUGGCUUAUGAAACCUAUAAAAUAGUCUUUUUUUUUUUGGUUUUGUUUUAGCAAGGAACUGUUUAAAUAUAUAAAUGUAAAUAAAUUAUAUGUAUUAGGUGAAGUGUUGGUGUGAAAGAAUGUUGGUUAAUAUAUAGAUUAAAUACUUUUUAUUCAGUUAUGCAUUUGGUAGUGUAUGUCAGUUACGUAUUGUCAAUUUUUAUUUAUCUAUUUAUUGUAUUUUUUUUUAAGUGCAUUAUUAUGAAUGUGCUUUUUAUGGGUACUCUGGGAGUAUACCUAUAUAUAUAGUAGAUAAUACUGAUUAUGAAAAAUAUGUAAAAAGUAUGAUUUUGAAAUGAUUUAACAAAGUUUUUUUCGUUUCUCAAAAUUAUUAAAUAACUAUUAAUUAUACUAAAAUAAAUGAAAACCAAUUUUUCAUAACUUUUAAAAAUAGUUUAAUUAGAUUUUUAAUAAAGUGAAUUAUAAAUUUUAGAUACUUCAUUUUUCAGAUUCAUUCUCUCUGUUAUCCUUGGGCCCCCUUUCCCCCCCCCCCCACACACACACAAAAUAAAAGAAACAGUGUUCAAAAACAUUAUUACAUUAUUGUUUUAGCCCUUGUUUAAAACAUUCUUGAGCAUUGUAAAAACUUAACUGAUAGUAUAAAGGUUAUGAAGAGCCUGUGGGCAAGUGAUCUAUGGAACUAUACAUGAUGUCUCGAGUUUGAGGGUCUUUAGUUAUGAUAUGACUUGCUUAGUGCAUGGGUGUGUUUUACAAUUAUCUAAAGUUUUGUUCAGACUUUCCAGAAAAUGUGUUUGUACAUAUGGUAAUUCAAAUUAUCUUUUUGUUUAAAGAGAGUAUUGUUCUAACUUAUUAUGACUGACACAGAAAAAAGUUUAUUACUUUGUGUAACAAACUUAACAUUCAAGCGUUUUGUUUUUUUUUAAAGUUGUUAUAAAACGUACACAUUUUCACACAUUUCUGGGCAGAUAUAUAACAGUAUUUAAUAAAUGUUGGAGUGCUUGUCUGCCACCAUUCCCAUGUAGAUUGGUAGAUCGUUAUGGAAAUAAUUUGUUGUUAAAAUGAAAGGUUUACGUCUACAUUUUAAAUACAAUUUUAAACAUGCUAAGCUUACUUCAGCUAAACAUUCUCUUUUUUUUUUAUACUCAUUUGUUUUUUGUUGCUGCUUGUUUUAAAACAAACUUUGAGGUAAUAUUUUUCUAAUACAGCUUUAUAUAAGAUUUUUUAAAUGCCAUAUUAGAAAAUAUUGAAAUUUGCCCUCUCUUUAAUUCUUUCAAAUGUUUGUUUCAAAAAUCAUGAGAAAAUAUUUGUAUUGGAUCAAGCAAGGUGUCGGUAGUAAGUUAAUGAUUAAAAAGUAGAGCACAUUCUUCAGGUGACUCUGCUCCUCUUGUUCUCAAAAGUGUCACAUUUUUGCCUGGAAUCAAAAUAAAGUCUGUUUUCCUUUUGUUUUA
Biomphalaria glabrata is the source of this 2073-nucleotide messenger RNA. Its product is annotated as malignant T-cell-amplified sequence 1-like. Gene Ontology annotation, molecular function: RNA binding. The coding region runs from base 102 to 650 and encodes 182 amino acids. The transcript has 6 exons. The record is from RefSeq and is a predicted model, not a curated record. NCBI's taxonomy places the organism in Eukaryota, Metazoa, Mollusca, Gastropoda, Planorbidae. Gene Ontology annotation, biological process: formation of translation preinitiation complex.